Molecule: messenger RNA, 2194 nt
Organism: Gambusia affinis (western mosquitofish)
Lineage: Eukaryota; Metazoa; Chordata; Actinopteri; Cyprinodontiformes; Poeciliidae
Gene: cuedc1b
Product: CUE domain containing 1b
Exons: 12
Coding region: 590-1795 (401 amino acids)
Molecular function (GO): ubiquitin binding
Source: RefSeq, a predicted model, not a curated record
AGAAAUAGAAGAAGAAGAAAAAAGAAAACGAAGGAGAAGAAGAAAAAUAGAUGAACUGCAAUAACACCUGAAAGGGUUCGUGCUAUAGACACUACAGUGGUGUUGGAAUUAAAGGAUUUAUUAUUUGACAUCACAACCAGACCCACUGAGGCUCUUCCGUACGUCGCGUGUCAGCGUCCCUGUCUUGGCCCAAUAAUCACUUUGGCCUCGCUAUGCAACAACUUAUUACCGACGGAUCGGACCCACAGACACAGGUGAUGACUCUCUUCUCUCCUAGUCCUUGAAAUCUGCAGCACAACUUGUGUGAGCAGACCGCACAAACAACCUCUUUAAAAGUACUAAGAUGGACAUUUAAUUUUUCCCAAAGAGCGAAAUGACCGUCGCGGUCUUUUAGUAGAAACUGAUAAGGAAUGCUGGAAAAAUCAUGGAAGAUUAAAUGCAACCAAUCGAUUUUAUUUUUGCUUGUAAAUUUGAUCUUUUUAAAUCAUAAUUAAAUUAUUUUCUUUUAAGCAACUUCCCCUCGGGGAUCAAUAAAGUCUAUUCUGAUUCCAAGUGGGUUGGCAGCACCUGAGACAGCCAAUCUCAAAGGAUGACCAGCCUGUUCAGGCGGAGCAACAGCAACAAAGGCUCUGAAAGCAGUGGAGGUAGAGAUGGAGGCGGCACUACUAGUGGGCAGCUCAACAACAGCAGGCCCAACCGGCCAGUCAGACACCUGGAGUUCAAUCAGGCCAUGGAAGACUUCAAGACCAUGUUUCCCUCCAUGGACUACGAGGUGAUUGAGUGUGUCCUGCGUUCCAACAAAGGAGCUGUGGACGCCACUAUCGACCAGCUGCUUCAAAUGAGCAUUGAAGGACAUCACUCGGACGAUACCUCGGACUCAGAUGACAGCAUCCCGGCAGAGAUUCUGGAGCAGACCCAGGAACCCGACAGCUCAGAUGAAGAACCACCUCCAGUUUACUCUCCACCAAAAUCCAACAUGUACUCUGACUGGAAGCAGCCAGAGACACACAUAGUGUCUCCUCCACAAUCGGAGACCCAUGUGCCAGCAGACGACCAGCAAGUUCGAAUCUACAGGAACUGGAACCCCCCGCUGCUCGGAAAUCUUCCAGAGGACUUUUUGAGGAUUUGGCCUCAGCAAUUAAACAGUGUGAAGCAGUACUCGCAAAGCAGUCCGUCUCAGCCCUCCUCAGCCUCCUCGGUGUCUGUGUCCUCAACAAAUCACAGGACAGCUCAGGCCGGUUCUGUGUUUGGAGCUACUUUGGCUGCUGAGGGUCCCGAUAUGACAACAGGAUUACAAGAGAGCACACUGAUGCAGUAUUUGGAAGACGAGCGCAUAGCCCUGUUUCUGCAGAAUGAGGAGUUUUUGAAAGAGCUGAAGCGCAACCAUGAGUUCCUCAUUGCCUUAGAGAGAGAUGGGUUGAAGUAUGGAUCAAAGUCCAGCCAUUUAUCAAGCCUGGACACUUCCACAGUUCCACAUUGCAGUAUGGGUCCUUUGUGUGCAGGGGAGAGGUACUCAACAGAUUCGCACGACCCUCCGUCAGAUGACGCACUAUUCAGAGACAAACUCAAGCACAUGGGUAAAUCAACAAGAAAGAAGCUCUUUGAAAUUGCCAGAACGUUUUCUGAAAGGACGAAGAGGAGAAAGUCUAAAAGAAAGACUCUCACACACUUAUUGGGCACAGCUGACUCUACAGCAAAUCUCCUUGAAGAUAUUGAGGCAAACCCCAGUGAGGAAGAUGGUAAGCCAAGAAGAGGUAUCCUUCAGGAAGACAAACAACUUGACAAGCCAAUAUGAUGUUCUCCCAAGUGUCUGGAUAGACAAAGUCAACAGGUGAUGUGACGGAUCUGUCGGCUGUCAGCGGUGAAUACCUUCCACUUCUUGAUGCCCUUUUCUUGUUACAGUUAGGGUAAUAAUGGACACAACCUUAAUGUGUUAGCUCUGUAUUUGACCCAGGAUCCUAAUCACGUAUUACUUUGAGAAUUCAAUGUCUUUUUUCCAAGUAGUUCUGAUCGAUGCUAGAUCAACAUUAAACAAGACACUUUUUAAACACUUUCUGAGAGUUGGACUUAGACGUACAGCUCAUUAUUUAGCUCCUUAUCAAAUAAUGUAAAGGCUUUCAGUGUCAUAAGAUCUUGUCUAAUUUUUACGAAUGUUUUCAACUGAAAUGGCUGGAAAUAAAAUUUCUUAACUUCA